Molecule: messenger RNA, 1662 nt
Organism: Benincasa hispida (wax gourd)
Lineage: Eukaryota; Viridiplantae; Streptophyta; Magnoliopsida; Cucurbitales; Cucurbitaceae
Product: pollen-specific LRR extensin-like protein
Source: RefSeq, a predicted model, not a curated record
UAAAAAUCCGCAACUAAAGUUUGAAAUAAUAAAAUUGAAGCUGUUUUUGGGAAAAAUUCCAAGGAGAGUCCCGAAAAAAGGAAAAGCCAAAGAAAAAGCUUCCGUUGUCGUUCAUCUUCUACAAUCCAAAACUUGUUUCGGUGAUUCCAGUUUCUAAAAAUUGCUAAAAUUAUCCUCUUCGGCAAUCUAAAUGAUCGUUGAAUUCCUGCUUUUUGCUUCAAUUUCUUGCUCGAAAAACUGUUGAAGUUUCCCUGAUGGGCGUCGAAUCGAACUCGGCGCCGCCGCCGUCUUCGUCUUCUACGCCAUCUCCGAGCGGGAAGAGAGCCAGAGAUCCCGACGAUGAAGUUUAUCUCGACAAUUUCCACUCUCAUAAACGUUACCUCAGUGAGAUAAUGGCUUCUAGUUUGAAUGGAUUGACGGUUGGGGACCCCCUUUCAGAGAAUCUCAUGGAUUCCCCUGCAAGGUCAGAGUCCAUGCUUUAUCAAAGGGAAGAAAUGUCCUGGCAAUAUUCUCCUAUGUCAGAAGAUUCAGAUGACUGUCGGUUUUGUGAGACAUCCACGAAUUUAUUUCCCACGCAGUCUGAUAGUAGUGUACCUACCAGCCCGGUCUCUCCAUACAGAUAUCAGAGGCCAUUCAGUGGGGUGACUCCUUCAACAGGUACCAAUACUUCACUUGGAUGUUCUACUAGUCCUGUCACUAGCUUGCAGCCCCAUCAACGUGGAUCAGAUUCUGAGGGCCGUUUCCCAUCAUCUCCAAGUGAUAUAUGUCACUCAGCAGAUCUGAGGAGGGCUGCGCUCCUACGUUCAGUACAAAUGAGAGCACAACCUCUUGGUCCAUCAUCUAUGGAGUUGCCAUAUUGCUCCAUGCCUGAGCCUGGACCUAAUAUAGAAGCUGAAGAGCGGCCAUGUUCUUGCAUAAAAUCGUUGGUUGAUGAAAGAGAUUUUCAACUCGAGGAAUGCUCUUCAAUGGGAGUGUCCGAGCCUGAAUAUAAUGAAGAGAAAUCAUGUAAGGAUUUGAACAGGGAUAUGAAAGACAGCGAAUCAGGAGGGUAGUAAAUGCUAAAGAAUGUACAGAGGGAAAUCUCUUCUAACAUAACACAUGGGACACAUUCCUGCUGUGGGACUGGAAAGUGUUUGCCUUUUGGUUCAACCUCCAUGGAAAUUCUCUUUUCGCAUAUGCUCUGCCUAAUUUACUUGCUUUCACUUGAUUGAGGAUAGUUUGGUCUUCUGCUAGCUCCAUUCCCAAGUGCGUGGGUGCCUUGUGCUAUCUUCAAUCUCAAGUGUGUGUGGAUGUUAUGUUUAUCACUUCGACUCUUCAAGCCCGAGUCGAGAAGAUGUUCGUGGUUGAUCAUGUGUGAAAGCUCUGUCAAGAGAGCAUGUUUCUGAGAGUUAAAAGUGUAUAGAUAAAAUGCUGCGGCUUUAUGCGUCAUAAGGUUGAAGUUGCAAGUGUUCCAUUUGUUUCACAUUUGUGAUAACGCUGUUAUUGAAUUUUUUGUUCUAAUUGCCUUCUGAGCAUGCUGGCAAAAAUUGCUGGAAAACCAAAAGAUGUAUAGAGAUGAAAUUAUAUGGGUUUUUUUGUACUGAUGUCUUAAAUUGGGGAGAAACAAUGAGAUUUGUUCGCUUUUUAAAAAUGAGAUUUUUUUUAUCGUUUGUUGAUAUCAAA